GUUUUCGUUAACAUAAUUAUGAAGUUGAAUAAUAAAAUUGGCUGUGUAUAAUAGGUGAGUAAACAUGCGAUGCAAACUUCCAUAACUGCAAUUCGCAUUCCAUUUUCAUUUGUCAAACCCUAAAAGCACAAAUCUCAGUUUUCACAUUUCCAAUCUCUCUACGUUCUCAUUUCUAUAUCAUACGCGUUGCGUAUGAUAUAUAUGUAUAUACACAUAUAUAUGGAUCUAUCUCUAUCUCAUGCAUGCCCUGUAUUAACUUGUGAGCUGUGAGGAUCUGUAGCAAAACUGAAAUUCACGCUGAAACUCCCCUUCUUUCCGUUUCAAAUUCUAAAUUCUAAAAGCGGUGGAGCAUUUCCCCUUGGUUAGUUGUGAUAUUUCCUUGGCUGAAAGUGGUACCUGUGCAGGCAAUUCAGAGGACCAAAUCUCGAAUUGAAUGUGGCCUUGGUAGUUCAUUUGAUAAUUUAUGGUCCUAUUAGGGGGUAAUUAUUCACCCUUCGGACUGUAAUAGCAGGAAUAAAGGAAACAGCAAAAUGCCACCACCAAGCAAAGCCGAUAAGAAGGCUACACUUGAUGCAGCUGCAUGGAUGUUCAAUGUAGUCACUUCAGUUGGGAUCAUAAUUGUUAAUAAAGCCUUAAUGGCUACUUAUGGCUUCAGCUUUGCUACAACAUUGACUGGUUUGCAUUUUGCUACCACAACCUUAAUGACGGCUGUUCUAAGGUGGCUGGGUUACAUCCAACCUUCUCAUCUACCUUUACCAGAGCUUCUAAAAUUUAUCAUAUUUGCAAAUUUUUCUAUAGUAGGAAUGAAUGUCAGCCUAAUGUGGAAUUCAGUGGGAUUUUACCAGAUUGCGAAGCUGACUAUGAUCCCUGUAUCCUGCUUAUUGGAAGUCGUGUUUGACAAGAUUCGAUAUUCGAGAGAUACAAAGCUUAGCAUCUUAGUCGUACUCCUUGGUGUUGCUGUCUGCACAGUUACUGAUGUGAGUGUUAAUGCCAAGGGCUUCAUUGCUGCUUUUAUUGCAGUUUGGAGUACAGCACUGCAACAGUAUUAUGUUCAUUUUCUUCAGAGAAAGUAUUCUCUGACGUCAUUCAAUCUACUGGGUCACACUGCACCAGCUCAGGCUGCAUCACUAUUGUUGUUAGGCCCAUUUCUCGACUAUUGGUUGACAAACAAGAGAAUUGACGCCUUUGACUUCCAUUUGCAGUCUGUGGUGUUUUUGGUCCUAUCCUGCACAAUUGCAGUGGGGACUAAUCUCAGCCAGUUCAUCUGCAUUGGAAGAUUCACUGCUGUCUCGUUCCAAGUGCUCGGCCAUAUGAAAACUAUUCUUGUACUUAUCCUCGGUUUCUUAUUUUUCGGCAAAGAGGGCCUUAAUGUACAAGUAGUUAUAGGCAUGAUCAUUGCAGUCAUUGGUAUGAUCUGGUAUGGCAAUGCCUCUUCAAAGCCCGGAGGCAAAGAAAGACGUAGCUAUUCAAUCCCAAGAGGCAGUCAACAAAAGCAUGCAGGCUUAACAGAUUCUUCAGAAGUCGAUGAGAAAGUAUAAUAAGAUUUUCUAGUGUUGGUGGAAAGUUUUUUUCUUUUUUAUCAUACGAAAGUGAUAUCCGAUAUUGGAUUUUUUCAUCAUCUGAUUAUAGUACAUUGCCAUUCAUGGAGUUAAUUAUUUAGUGGAGCCAUUUGUAAUUUUAAAACAUGUAUAAUUAUUUAUCGGAUCUGUUCUGGCUGUACUUGAUGGAGAUGGAUGCUUUGUGGAAGGAUUUCCCAGUGAACCUGAUUUGAAAUUGUGUUUUUGCCCUUUGAUCAUAAUUUAAACUUUAUAGUCACGAAGAUCGUGUUUCUUGCUCGUAUAAUUCCAUUUUAUCAGUUGCGAGAAUGUUCUUUCUUACACAUUAAUGCAUUAAUUCUAAUUACAAUUU
Messenger RNA from Striga asiatica, 1908 nucleotides. The record is from the annotation of a GenBank genome assembly. NCBI's taxonomy places the organism in Eukaryota, Viridiplantae, Streptophyta, Magnoliopsida, Lamiales, Orobanchaceae.